UUAUUUGGGCAUUGUGGGACAGGGAGCCAUGUUGCAAUGGCGGUGGUGUUUUGUGAUGAUUGCAGAGAAAAUAUGUGCGUAUUUCUUCUGUUUAGUGAACUUCUCCCACAUUUUCACCCAUAAAAGUACAACUGAGAUUGAGCGCUGCUCCAAAGCCUGAGUAAAAUUGUGUUGUAAGUUGUGUUGAUAUUUUUGCAUCGAAAAAAAAGGGACCUCAGAGAAACUGAGAGAAUCGAGAUUAGAACAAAAAAGAAAAAAAGAGUGAACAUUUGUUUCGGACAUGAACGCUGAAGAUUCUGAACAAAGUGCUAUUUCUGUGAAAACGGAACCGACCUCAUCGGCAGCUUCUGGGCAUCACAAUACCGCAGCAAUACAGCAAAAGCACGAGCUACCAGACGAUCAGCUGAGACUGCUGGAAGGUACAGAACAUUCUCAUCAUCUUGCCAAGUGUUAAGUUCCUCUUGGGGAUCUCUCUUUCGGCUCUAAAACAGCCUCCACGGCCAAAUUGUGUGCUAUUGAACUCACCAAACACACAUUCUCUUGGUUUGAUGAACAAAAACAAAAAAAGAAACAGUGGAGACUAAUGUACAGAAGAGCGAAAGAAGGUGUGCUUUCAGUCGGCAAAUUCUUGUUAGUUUUUUUUUUUUAGAGAUUUCUCAAAGUGAAAGUGCCAAGUGUUGAACACGUGUUAGAAGAAAGAGUGCUUGAAAUCCUCCCCAGUGAUUAUGCCAAAAAAGAAGCCUCGUGCUUCUCCGGGGGAGUAGUGUCCUGUGCUAAAAAGUGUUUUAGUUGGAUAUCAGUGAUAGAAUCUCAUCGUCAGCAAUUCCACCGUCUCUUCCUCUUCUUGUACAGCAAAUCCACAUAAUCUCACAAUUUAGUAGAACAGUAAUAAUCUGUAGUUAAAUAACCGUAGAAAAGAUCCCAAUAAUGGUAAUAUUUCUCAAAAAAUGAAAAGAAAAAAAUCAAAGUGAUUUUGAGGCACUUUUCUCCAAAAAAAAAAAAUAAAAACGAAAGAUUUUUUAAUCCAAUGCAUUUCAUUGGAAUGUGUGUGUUUUUAGCUCAAAAAAGUGAAAGGUAAAUUUGUGCAUUUUGUGCUACAAAACAAAACAAAAAAAAAGAAAAUUUCGAAAAAAAGAAAAUCUAGCAAUAAAUAAUUGUGCUUAAAGUUCAUUGAACAAUGCAUUGAUUUUUGAGACAGUCUCGCCUAAAAGAACAAUUACAAGGUGGGAAGAUGUGGAAAGAUCUCUAUAUUCUGUCCACUGAAGAACUUCAACUUGUGCGCCAACAAUAUGCUGAAUCGCAGCGUCGAGAGCGGAUUUUGGUGCGGCGGCUAGCUAACAAAGAGCAGGAGAUGCAGGAUUAUGUGACACAAAUAUCCGAACUGAAGGCUGCUCAGGCACCAGGACCAAGUGCUCUCAAAAAUGCAUUGCUCGAUCCGGCAGUGAAUUUACUUUUUCAGAAACUCAAGACAGAACUCGUGCAAACACGAGCUCGUCUCGAGGAGACUCAGAAUGAACUGUCAGCGUGGAAAUUCACGCCUGAUUCUAAUACGGGGAAACGACUCAUGGCAAAAUGUCGGUUGCUGUAUCAGGAAAAUGAGGAGCUGGGCAAGAUGACGUCCAAUGGACGUCUGGCCAAGCUGGAAGGGGAUCUGGCACUCCAGAAAAAUAUUAGUGAGGAACUCAAGAAGACCCAGCUAGAUCUGGAUGAGGUACUUAUGGAGCUGGAAGAGGAUCUCGAGGGCAUGCAGAAUACGAUUGUGCUGAUGCAGCGCGAAUUGCAGGGGGCUAAUGAGAAGAUAGCUAGCCUGGAGCGGGAGAAUGGGGAGUUGAGGCGGAGCUUGGGGGGUGAACAUGUGAAUGGAUGUGGUGAAAUGGACGUGAAUUGUGGUAGUAGUAGUGCAAGAACGGCAAGAAAUGUUGAGAAUGUUUGUUUGAACAAUGGCGAGAUGGCCAAUUGCAAUGACGCCCGGACAAGCACUGUUGUGUGUGAUGGCAGAGUGAUGGGGGAGCCGAAUGGGGGCUGCUCGGUGGCCGGUGGAGGCCCAGUAGAACCGAUGGCGGUUGAUGGUGAAAAUGCUUGUAGUAAAAGUAAUAAGCGGACGUACGAUGAAAGUGAUUCAAGUGAAUUUAGUACAUGUAGCAAGAGGCGGGCUUCGUUAGUGAAUCAACAACAACAACAGACACCUGAUGAGGAGGAUGAGAGCAUCAAAGUACAGAAUUUCACCGCAUUGACUCAGAAUGGAACGUUAAGCAAAACUUAGGAAUGCAGACGUUUUUUUUUUUUUGAAGAGAGAUUGUAGAAAGAUAAAUGCAUUAAUACUAAAACGACAUUGAUACAAUUCUUCAUUUUAUUUUAAUAAAAGAAAAUAUUCAUUCAACUAA
Messenger RNA from Phlebotomus papatasi, 2384 nucleotides. RefSeq names its product pre-mRNA-splicing regulator female-lethal(2)D (gene fl(2)d). Lineage: Eukaryota; Metazoa; Arthropoda; Insecta; Diptera; Psychodidae. Gene Ontology annotation, cellular component: nucleus. The record is from RefSeq and is a predicted model, not a curated record. Gene Ontology annotation, biological process: regulation of alternative mRNA splicing, via spliceosome. The coding region runs from base 1232 to 2263 and encodes 343 amino acids. The transcript is spliced from 5 exons.